ACCCGGACGACAAUUUGUAACGCACAUGACAUUACACAUGUCUCCUGACGAUUGUCCUCUACAUCUAAUCAUUCAAAGUGCGUAAUAUUACUCUAACCAAUACUGACAGCAGUCACAGAGUGAGUUAAACUGAAUGUAGGAUCUCUGAAGAGGUGAACAUGACUGCUCGAGGAACACCGAGUCGUUUUUUACAGAGCGUUCUUCACAAUGGAGUGGGUCGCUAUGUUUGUCAGCUGAAGCGAAUAUCUCUGAUCUUCUCGAAGAAAGGCCAGGGCUCUUUAGGAGUCAGGGAUUUCAUUGAAGAAGGCGUGGUCGACUUUGCCAAGAAUAACUCAGGAACUGUGGUUUACAUCUCCCCUCAGUCCUGCAGAAUUCCAAAGAUAGUAGCUGAAUAUUUGAAUGGUAACGUGAAGGAGGAGACAGUCACCAACAAAACAUCACAGGAAAUUGCAGAACUUAUAACCAAGCUGUCCAACCAGUCAGGACUGGACAUCAUCCGCAUUCGUAAGCCCUUCCACACAGACAGUCCCAGUAUCCAGGGCCAGUGGCACCCCUUCACAAAUCGACCCCUCAGCAUCGAUCCAGUCGGCCCACAGGCAAAAUAAGGACUUUGCAUUGUAUUUAUUCCCUGUCUGAUGUUCUGACCUAUUGAAGGAGCCCCUAACUUCCGCCACAGCACAAAAUCAACAUAAAUUCAACGUUUUCAGACAGUAGUUACCUGUUAUUAGACUUUUAAAAUGAUACUUCACCAUUUAAUGAAUGAUGACAGAUUAUCUGUGGCUUGGUAAAGUUUAUAUAACAAUGAAAUUUUGCUUAAAUAAGAUUAAUUGCUUUUCACAUGUAUGUUGGCUCCUUAUAAGAUGAGAAAUACAACGUUUCCUUUGGGAAAUAACGUUUUGAACUGAAAAUAUGACUUUCUGGCGCUGCACUAAUAAAUCAUAAUAUCUCAGAAAACUACUCUUGACAGAAUAAAUUUGAACUUUGUUAGUAAGAACUCAAGGUAUUGUAGCAGUUACAGUUAUUAUAUUAAACAAAACAUGAUAACA
Molecule: messenger RNA, 1046 nt
Organism: Cyprinus carpio (common carp)
Lineage: Eukaryota; Metazoa; Chordata; Actinopteri; Cypriniformes; Cyprinidae
Product: large ribosomal subunit protein mL43-like
Biological process (GO): mitochondrial translation
Cellular component (GO): mitochondrial large ribosomal subunit
Molecular function (GO): structural constituent of ribosome
Source: RefSeq, a predicted model, not a curated record